CCAAAGUGCAACGAUUCGCAUCACCACAGAACAGAGUAUAGAAUGGCAGUCAACUCUCCACCUUACCUCAACUUCAUCGACUUCGAAAAGGCCUUUGACAACGUCAACCGACAAGUAAUUUGGCAGUUGCUUCAAUACUACAAAAUACCAAAAACCUUUAUCAAUCUCAUUCAACAACUAUAUUAAGAUGCCACGUGCCAAGUAAUUCACAAUGGGAAGCUCAGUGAUACUUUUGAAGUAAAGACGGGAAGGAGUGAAACAGGGCUACCAUCCACUAUCACCCAUGAUAUUCUUGAUUGUGGUCGACUGGAUCAUGCAGCAAACAGUGGGGAGUCCUGAGAAGAUGGGGAUACGCUGGACCACGGAAAAUAACCUAGAAGACUUGGAUAUCACUAACGAUGACUUGUGUCUGAUGUCACACAAACUUGAAGAUCUACAGGCGAUAACUAACAAGUUGUCAGAAGAGGCAGGGCAGAGAAGGAAGACGGGACUUCAAGUGAAUAUAGAGAAGACAGAGGUGAUGAAGAUACCUAACAAACAACACCAACAACAACAACAACAACGACAAACUCCAAUCAACAUCAACGGGAGAAACUUAAUGGAAGUAGACUCUUCUACCUAUCUAGGAAGCACAGUCUCAACUACAGGUGGCGGCACAGACAACGAUGUCAAAGCCAGUCAGGAUAGGAAAGACAGCAAGACAGGCGUUGAUUAACCUGAGACCAGUGUGGAGAUCUUCUGCACUCAGC
This is a messenger RNA of Heterobilharzia americana, 749 nucleotides long. NCBI's taxonomy places the organism in Eukaryota, Metazoa, Platyhelminthes, Trematoda, Strigeidida, Schistosomatidae. The record is from the annotation of a GenBank genome assembly.